AUGUUCACAAGAUUUGGAUUAAACUUAAAAAUAUGUUCAUUAAAAUUAUUAUCUGAUGCUAGAAAAGAAACAUUUGUAUCAAAUGAAUUAGAACAUUUAGAUGAACAAUUUAAAAGUAUACCAAAAGAAGACAGAAGUAAGAUAACAUUUCAUGCUGUACUAGCUACAUUUAGAAAAAAUAAUUUAAAUCUUCGUGGUAGUGUAGAAUUUAUAACAACAGCUUUAAAACAUAUGAAAGAUUUUAAUUUACACAAAGAUCUUGAUACUUAUAAAGCUCUUCUUGAUUCUUUUCCUAAAGGACCAUUAAUACCACAAACAAAAGCACAAAAAAUAUUUUUACAUUUUCCUCAACAUCAAAAUUGUUGUAUCAAAGUUCUUGAUGAAAUGAAAUGGAAUGCUUUAGCUGUUCUUGAAGAUAAUAGUAGAGAAUCUGCUAUGGCAUGGAUGAAGCACCUUCAAGAAGAUAAUUCUAAUUUAGAAAAAGCAACAAUACUUUUUAAAUUAAAAACAAGUGAUGUAGAUGUUAUUUAA
Molecule: messenger RNA, 531 nt
Organism: Strongyloides ratti
Lineage: Eukaryota; Metazoa; Nematoda; Chromadorea; Rhabditida; Strongyloididae
Product: Evolutionarily conserved signaling intermediate in Toll pathway, mitochondrial
Exons: 4
Coding region: 1-531 (176 amino acids)
Cellular component (GO): mitochondrion
Source: RefSeq, a predicted model, not a curated record